Astyanax mexicanus (Mexican tetra) is the source of this 3796-nucleotide messenger RNA. RefSeq names its product zinc finger protein 541 (gene znf541). The record is from RefSeq and is a predicted model, not a curated record. Gene Ontology annotation, cellular component: transcription regulator complex; histone deacetylase complex. Bases 235 to 2796 code for a protein of 853 amino acids. Lineage: Eukaryota; Metazoa; Chordata; Actinopteri; Characiformes; Acestrorhamphidae. Gene Ontology annotation, biological process: negative regulation of DNA-templated transcription; regulation of transcription by RNA polymerase II. Gene Ontology annotation, molecular function: transcription corepressor activity. The transcript is spliced from 16 exons.
AGUGGUAUGAGAGCGCCCCCUACAGCCUGCGCUCUAAACUCCGACUUUAAAGACGGUUAAGGUCAUUCAGCUGGUGUUUUAGUUAAAUUUAGUUUAUAAAAUGUCCUAAUAAGCUUAUAUAAAGAGAGUAUUCAUUUAUUAUAAAGUUUGUUUGACCGUUUUUCCUGAGUUUUAUCUCCGCGUGUGUUUAGCUCAGUGCUGGAGCUGAUUUGGCGCGCUGCUGUCAAAGGCACCAUGUCUGAAGAAAGAGCAUGUCCUGAACUUCAUCCUGCCGAUCAGGUUAUGGAGGUUGUGGACCCUUCUGAUGAAAGUAUGCCCUUGCUCUCAGUAGCUGAAAACCUCACAGAUGAUGUCAUCUUCAUCAACCAGUUAACUCCACCUCUACCCUCUUUGGAAGAUCACCUGUGGAUAAACGAUUUUGUGAGCGCAAACACUGAAUUUGUUCCAGCUAAGGUCAUAAAGAAGACCAAACGUGAAUGUUCAGAGUGCAGGAAAGUGUUUAGGACCACAAAUGCUCUGAACAAGCACCUUCUCAACCACCAACCGGACAGACCUCAUUUGUGCAAACAAAGAUUUGAACGCCAGGAUCACCUCACGGCUCAUUUGGUAACCCAAAAGAAGUGGCUGGCUCAGGGGUACAAGUCUGGCUACCAUAAGGUGUUUUGGGACCACCACUCUCAGAAGUGCAGCAGAGCAAACCCCACUGAACCUUCCCCAAUCCCAUGGGAGCAUGCAUGUCCACCUGUAACAACAGAGGACCCAUCGCCCUCUAAUAGUUACAGCAGCAAUACUGGAUUUGCUUCAAUAGCAGGGAAUCUUGGGCUUAACUGUUUCCCCGAAGUUAACCUAUCCCAGUCAAAGCUCCCUGUUAUCCAAAAGUCUUGGAGCUUAGGAGCAGUUGACUCCAACCAGUGGGUUACAAUAGACCCAAAGGCACCAGAUUACCACAAGGCAAAAGCUGUAAAUCUCCAGGGUUGGGAAGAUGAACUGAGUUUUCCUGUGACAAACCCUCAGCCAUUGAGGGGGGUGCUGACUGUUCAGCCUUGCGAGGAAGAAAACAACAUAGGAAUGGAAUGUUCCUUAAGGCCAUUAGCAGCUUCCCUUAAGAAAAGUCAACCAGUUUCCUUGAAGAAGAGUGUUCAACAUCUCAAACCUCAAAACAAUCACCAGCUUCCAUUCAUUGGUGAAGCUCAGGCAUGCUCUAAAUCAGACAGUCAGAUUGGAUCAGUGGCUCCACAGUCACACCAGAAAACGUCUCAUGUUCCAUUUCCACCUCCAGCCAAGAAGUGCAAAAAGAUCAAAAAGACUGCUAAUGUCCUUAAACCUCCUCCUCCACCUGCUAUAAGACCCAAAAUGAAAAAGACAAAUCCAGUAAGAUCGUCCGAUCACCAUACAGCGUGCCUCAUUUCCCCCAGCCAGGUGGCAAUGGCAUCCUUCAGUACACAGAACACCCACUCGCUCACAAUCAAGGAAGAAGGUGUUGCUGCUGUGAGACAGGAAGGAAAAGAGUCAGGCACCAGAACACUUUUUGAAUAUUUACCUGACCACCAUAUCCAAUGCUGGCCUUCAGUUCCACAAACUCCAACUACAUUCUCUGCUAAAAUGGAUGAUCAGCAAGUUGAAAAUGAAAGCAGGGCAGCUGGACAGACCCAGGAGUGUCAAGGAUUCCAGAUGUCGCCACUGGUCAUCCCAGUUUCUGUGCCAGUCCUUGAAAAAGAAGCCCCUUUCCACAAACAAUCAGUACACUCUGGUUGCAUGCAGACAAAGAAGCAGCAGAAUAUCAAAGACCUGUCCAAAAGGAAUCAUCAUCCUGAUCUCCUGAGAUCCCUGAUCAUUCCCAAUGUAGCAGAAUGUGGUGGGCAGGGAUGUCGAGCUGCAGGAGGUUACCCUAGCCAACUGCGUUCACCUACAUACCUUGUUGACCACCUGCUGAAGCCAGGUUUUUUGCACCCUCCCUAUACUCCCCCUCCAAUGCUGAGCCCUGUGAGACCCGGCACUGGGCUUUAUUUCAACACUCUGCCCCAGUGCCAGCCAUGCCCACUCCCACCCUUCAGCUACACUGCCUCCCUGAAUGGGACAGAUACACUCCCUUUGAUGACUGACGGUACAAUUGUCAGUAUAGAGCCUAAAAUCAAUGUGGGCCCCAGUUUCCAGGCUGAAAUUCCUCCCCUGCGCAACCAGCUGCUGAUGCUUUAUGAAGAGCACCCUGCCCAACUCUUAUGGGCUCCAUGGGGAGACCUCCCCACUAACCCGAAGACCCAACAAAAGGUUACAGAGUUUCUGAACAUGUGCUGUUCAAGUGUGCUACCAGGAGGGGGUACCAAUACUGAACUUGCCCUUUACUAUCUGCAUGAAGUCCAAGGAGAUGUUCUAGCUGCCCUGGAUUUGUUGUUAUUGAGAGGAGAUUACAGAGCAUCUUCUCAUCCAUUAAGUGUCUACCACUUUACAGGAUCAGACCACUGGAGUGUUCGGGAGAUUAAACUAUUCCGGAAAGCUCUGUUUAAACACAACAAGGACUUUCAGCUAAUUCAUAAUGUGUUGCAGACCAAAUCUGUGGCCCAGUGUGUGGAGUACUACUAUGCCAUGAAGAAGCUGAAGAAGUUUAAGAAGCCCAAAAAAGGAGUAGAUAAAGAACAAACUGCUGAGAACUCAGCGGAGUUCCAUAGCACCAUGGAGAAGAGGUGUGAGACUGGGUUUGGGAUUAGAUCAUUUAACAGUGUAAUGGAAACAAAUGAAAGCCAGUAUGUUGAGAACUGGGACUUUACUUGUCAGGAGUGUGGCAGAGGUUUUCAUUAAGUAAAAAGUUGCAACGCUCAUAAGAGGAGCCACUGUCAGCCACAAUAAGAGGGGCCUGCUGUGGACAGUUGGCAAACUGGAGACACAUGCCAAGAUCAAGAAGAGGACAGGCCAGAGGUCAGCUGAAGUCUUUACAUCUAACAUACAUUUUGAUACAUUUGUUUAGACCUUGCAUAAAUUAAUCCAGCAAAGAAUUCCUGACAUCUCUGAUAGAUUGACGAGAUGUAAUCUUAAUUUUCAAGACUUAUUCAUACUUUGUGAAAUAUCAAUGUUUAGAAUAACUACGUUUGUCACGUUUCUGAUUAGUACAGUAUUGACAAAAUACCUGUUUGUUACUUGUUUUGACUAAAGUUUAAAGGUUUAAAUGUUACUCUUGCUAUGUUCUUAAUUCAGUUAGCAAAUAUGCCUGUAUUUCAUACCACAGUUUUUUAUGCAAAGGUCUUCCCACUUUUUGGUUUAGUAUAUGUGGCCUUUUGAACACAGAAAUACAUGUGAUAAAAUGCUGCAGUUCAUGCCUUACAUUAUUAUAAAAACUAAAGCAACAUAUUGAUGUGGGAAUUUGUUACACUAUUGAAGUAUAGAUAAAAAAAAACAGUUUUUGUAAAAGUGUUAGUGUUCAAAUUCUUAUACUGUUGUUCCAAAAAGUUUGUUGCAUGUUUUUUCUUGACAAAUGAAAUAUGCCUGUAUUUUAUACUAAAGUUCUAUAUACCACAUCCUCACCAGGGUUUACGAUCCAAUAUAUUGCAUUAUACUGCGAUACUGUAAGCAAGGCAAUUUGCAAUUUUUGAAAUAUAUAUUUUUUCAUAUUUAAAACCACAUUUCUAUGAAAUCUGAAUAAAAUAAUUUUACUUUUCAUACAAUUAUAACAGUGGGAUCUAACAACAGAGUACAACUUUGCUAUCUAGUGGGCAGGGUUUGAACACAACACUAAAUAAUCCAGUCUGACACCAUCUUUACAUGUAAACUAAUAAUAAAAAUCAGUAGUGUUUUUGAAAACUAA